GCAGCCUAAUAAAAAUGUGUACAUUCCUCCAUUUUCUGUGUGUGUUUGUGUAUAUAACACCAUUCCAUACAAUGAAAUGAAAUUGUCCCAGUUUCUCUUAUCACAUGCAUUAAAUGAAAAACAUAAAAAACAUAUCAUAUAACAUAAAUACAUCUGUUCUUUAAUAAUACAAAAAAAUCGUAAAUAAAUUGUUAGCUGCCAGUCUGCGGUGCUUUCAUACUUCUCCAACUUACCGUUACAAAAAUGAAUCAAACAGAGACGGAGAUGCAGAGCAGAUGAACUAGUUUUAAUGACUUCUUCAUAUGUGGAAUGACACCUACUGCCUACGGGUACCUAAAAGGGACAAUUAAUACAUGACAUGGCCAUGUUAACAUCCAUGCACAUGCGCAUUAAAAAUGAGCUGUAGAUCAGGAACUGACAAACUGCAUUACUGUCUCCCUCAAGGGCAGGAAAUGAGCAUUACACCAUCUCAACAUUGUCUAUUUUCUGCUGCUGUGUUAAGAACUGAUUUACACUAAUAGUUUGUGACAGACACCUUCCCUUAUAAUCCACACACACACACUAAUGAAGUCUCAGUUUAGUUUAACACAUGGAUUUGGCACCAGUCUCUUCACUUACAACCUGUCGGAGAGAGAGAAAGAGAGAGAGAGAGAAGAAACGGUCAGAAAAAGAAAUCAAACAGGGCAGUGAUGGAUAUCGGGGGUUUGGAGACGGUGGUGGCGAACUCGGUGUAUGUCUCAGCUCGUGGCAGUUUAGAUGUUUUGGCUGCUGCAGCAAUGCGAGAUAAGAAAUAUCGAGCUAAACUGAAUCUUCCACACAUCCGAGAGUGUGAGCACAUGAAGGCCACAGUCGACUCUGCCUUUGACAGCAUGUGUGUUCGCCAGCCAAUUGGAAGGUGGCUCUUCCAGCAGUUCCUCUCCAGUGACCUCACUCACAGAGCCGCCGGAGAGUUCUGGAAGGACGUGGAGGACUACAACACAGUGCUGGAGAAAGACCGUGUCCAGAAAGCACAGAAGAUCAUUAACCAGUACUUUGACAUAAGCUCUAAAGACUUCUGCAGCUUCCUGGAGGAGAAGACAGUGGUCCGUGUGAAGGAAGACUACCGUAACACCAGAAGUGAUCUUUUCACGGAGAGCGAGCAGCAGCUGCUGAAACAUCUGGAGGCCAGCGCACUGGGUGGGUUUAAAUCCAGCCCCUACUUUCUGCGCUAUGUCCAGUUUAAGUGGCUGGAAGGACAGGCAGUGACAGAGGACUGGUUCAUGGAGUUCCGUGUCCUUGGGAAGGGUGGCUUCGGUGAGGUGCAUGCCUGCCAGAUGAAGGCCACUGGAAAGAUGUAUGCCAACAAGAAGCUGAACAAGAAACGGCUGAAGAAGCGCAAAGGCUAUGAUAGUGUGAUGGUGGAAAAGAGAAUCCUGGCAAAAGUGCACAGUCGCUUCAUCGUCUCUCUCGCGUACGCUUUCCAAACCAAAAGCGACCUCUGUCUCGUCAUGACUAUCAUGAAUGGAGGAGAUCUCAGGUAUCACAUGUAUAAUGUAGAUGAGAAGAAUCUGGGCUUUAGUGAAGUGCGAGCGAGUUUCUAUUGCGCUCAGAUCAUCUGUGGAUUAGAACAUUUACACCAACACAGAAUCAUCUAUAGAGACCUGAAACCUGAGAAUGUUCUCCUCGAUGAUGCAGGUCAUGUUCGACUGUCUGAUCUCGGGUUGGCUGUUGAACUUCCUCCAGGAAAAGACAAAACUAAAGGAUAUGCAGGAACACCAGGGUUUAUGGCUCCCGAGCUGCUGCAGGAUAAAGAAUAUAACUACACUGUGGAUUAUUUCACUCUCGGAGUGACGCUGUAUGAGAUGGUGGCAGCUAAAGGACCAUUCAGAGUCAGAGGAGAACAGGUGGAUAUCAGUGAGGUGACGAGGCGGAUCCUGAGUGACCCCCCUUGUUACCCCCCCACCUUCAGUAAUGAGCUGAAGCAGCUGUGUGAUGGACUGAUGGAGAAGGAUCCAGAAAAACGCCUGGGCUUUAAAAACAACCAGUGUUUGGAGCUGAAAAAUCAACCAUUCUUCAGAGAACUGAACUGGGGUCAGCUGGAGGCAGGUCUUCUUCCUCCUCCAUUUGUUCCUGAUCCUAGGAUGGUUUAUGCGAAGAACAUUGAUGAUGUGGGUGUCUUCAGUACGGUUAAGGGUGUAGUGUAUGAUGCUAAAGAUAAUGAGUUUUAUAAUGAGUUUGCAUCAGGAACCAUUCCGAUUCCAUGGCAGGAAGAGAUGAUAGAGACCGGAGUGUUUGCAGAGCUGAAUGUAUGGGGUGACAAUGGGAAACUCCCCAAUGACCUUGACCUCAACUAUGUCCAGAGCAAAGGAGGCGGGUGUGUUAUGCUGUAGACAGACAGAGAGAGAUGGAGGGAGAGAGAGAGAGAGAGAGAGAGAAGAUUCACCAAAUAAAUCCAAGAAAUAGGCAAGAAACACUGACUUCACACACAUCACUCAGUGUCACACCUGCUGCAUUAAUGUUAUAUUUUCAUUUAUCUGUUUACAUGUAAAGGUUUUAUAGACAUACAGAGGAAUAAAAUAAACAAUAAAAAUAAAAUACUGUUUAAUGAUGAAUAAAUAGCAGAAA
Molecule: messenger RNA, 2604 nt
Organism: Pangasianodon hypophthalmus (striped catfish)
Lineage: Eukaryota; Metazoa; Chordata; Actinopteri; Siluriformes; Pangasiidae
Gene: grk1b
Product: G protein-coupled receptor kinase 1 b
Biological process (GO): signal transduction; protein phosphorylation; regulation of signal transduction
Cellular component (GO): cytoplasm
Molecular function (GO): ATP binding; G protein-coupled receptor kinase activity
Source: RefSeq, a predicted model, not a curated record